CAACUGCCGGGUCUUCCGCUGGGCGCGAUGCGCUGCGCUUCCCCUCUCCGUGUCUCCACAGGAAACGUGAUAUCAUAAGCUGCGAAGACGCAAGAAAUCGUCGUGACAGUGCAGCCGGUACCGCGCCUCAGGGCAAAAACAGCUGCGUGUGCCAAAGCUUGCCGUAAGAAGUGCCGCGGAAUCUGUCGUCGCACUGCCGGCCACGAGUUGUUUUGUGUUCGACAGGGUGCGUCCCUCACCGCAGCCGUCGCUUCAGCUUCGCUUGUUGACAGCGUGGUCAUUUAUUCGUGUUUUUGUGUGGCGGCCAACAGCUGACAGCUUUGGCGCGUACCGUUCAAACUGUUAACCAGGCUUUUGGUCGCCGACACGGUCUACAGUACACGACAAUCUGAAAUUCCGGGUCAGCUUUUGAGACAUGCUUACGAGAAGCAAACAAGCUGCGCUCCAAGAAAUCCGCAGGUGGACCAUAGAAGACGUCCUAGCAGUACUAGAGAAGAAUGGCCUGGGGGACUGCGCUGAUGUAAUCAGAAAGAGAGAAGUUGUUGGCGAGAUGUUACUGCAACUAACUGAGGGGAAGCUGGCACUCUGGAAACGAGAUAUAAAUCAAAGCAAAAUUCGAGCACUGGCAGCAUUUGUAGAUGAUUUGAAAAUGCAUCCAGAGAAAUACUUACUGAAGGAAAAUUGUUCUUCUGAUUCUGAGCAUUUUCCUGAGAGAGGUGUCUCACCAAGUCAUGUCCACUGUAACUCAGCAGGAAGCAACACAACGUCAUGGGUACAUGAUAAAGAGCAAAAGCUUAAGGUUGCUGCAGCAUUUCUUUCAGAGGUGAUUUCUCAUUCUGGAAUGUUUGCUGAUAAGGGCCAUGGUGAUCUGUUGCCUUCACACAGAUUAAAACCACCUGAUAAACCACCGUCCCUCUCUCGGCCAAAGAAUUUUCAAGCAGGAAUAGUGAAGGUGACAGCUGGCAAAGUGUUCCCACCAAAGCCACCAAACCAUUCACCUUAUGAAACAACACAUUUUCCUGCUAGAGAUUGUGGGACAAGUAAUGUGCCUACUGAUAUCUCAGAGAAUAACACUGUGUCACAGGAUCCCAAAUCUGAAGAAGAUAAGGAGAAAAUUAUGAAGAGAGCCGCAUCACCAUCUACAAGAAGUGUUUCACAAUUGGAAGCGUAUGCCAAUAGGAGCCAUGCAGAUUCAUUACUUCAAGAUGGAGUGAAGUGUCCUAAUAAACCAGCACUUCUCAGGAAGCCAGUUAAUUUCAGACCUAAUGCAAGUGCACUGAAUGACAAAGUAUCUCAUCUAAAGUCACAAGAUAAACACAACAGUAAACUCAAGAAUUUUCCUGCCAGAGAUGUCCAACUCAGUGACACAACUUCCAGUUCCUCAAGCAGUGAUUCAGUGUCACAGUACGUGGCUCCUGGAAAUAAGCAAGAGCAAACUGUUCAGGAGGCUGUGCCAGUAACUUCAGGAAACAUUUCACAGUAUGAAGCAACUGGUGUCAGUAGCCAAAUGGAUUCACUUCCUCCAGAUGGACUCAAAUCACCUGAGAAACCACCUGCCUUGAGGUAUCUGAAGGAAACAAAAGCUGAUCAAGCAGAUACAACACACAAGAAAGAACUUCUUCCUAAACCACCAAGCCACCCGAAUUUGCCACUGAGGGGUGUCCUAUCCAGCUCUUCUGGUAGUGAUACUGCUUCGUGGGAUACAGAUUUUGAAGAUGCUGAACUACCAGAGGACAUUGCAUCUGUAUGCUCAAAAAGAAUGUCACAAUAUGAAGCAGUUAGUAGCAGUCAAGCAGAUGCAGGACAUCCAGGUGAAGUGACAUCUCUUGAGAAAUCACCACUUCGCAGUCAACUUAGUGAAGUUCAAGCUGAUGUUACAAGUUCACCUUCUGAUGAAAUGCUUCUGCCGAAGCCACCAAGUCAAUCGAGUGAAAUUAUAAGCACUGUCAACAUUGGUGCCAUUGAAGCUAAAAUCUGGGCAGAACAGCUGGAUGAAGAAUUUUAUGAAAGCCUCGAUGGAGAAAAUAUUGCUGAUGUAGCAGCACUAAGGGCAGCUGUGCUAAACCAAAGUAAUGAAAAAAAAUCUGGAAGGAAAAAUGUAUCAAGUCCAAUGCAGACCGAUAAAACCAAAGCAGAAAAUAACCAUCAAAAUGGUAUUUCUUGUACCGACAGUGUGACUGCAACUUGUGCCAAAAGAGCUUCAUUGCCUCCCAUUAAUGAUAUAAGAGAAAAUCGUGAGGCAGUUCGAUCUGAGUCACCUCCUACACCACCUCCUAGAAAUCCAACAAUGAAACUCAAUGAGGCUGAUGCAGUUAUGAACAGAUUGCAUUCUUCAUCGAGUUCAUUACGGGAAGAAUCUCUUCGUCAAAGAAACCACUUUGUUCAUUCGCCAGAAACAGGCAGUGCAGCCACUUCACACCAGUCAUCAAUGACUUCACUUAACAAUCUGAACACAGGGUCAACAAGGAAUUCAUACCUUCACUUUUCACAGAACAACCUUACAUUUUCUGACCCAGAUCCAGAUGCAGAGUAUGAAAUAUUAGAUAACAGAGCACGCAUCACAUCUGAUGCAGAUAGUAUACUUUCUGAAGUCUAUGAAUCCAUUAAAGAACAGGGACCUAGAAAUGGAGUGGAUGAAGAUGGAUACUAUCUCCAACCAGAUCCCAGACUACCGUCAAAGAAUGAUGAAAGUUCAUCAGAUGAUUCUCGACAUUUGCCUCUGCCACCCAAAUCCAAAGCAACGUUGCCGGAUGUUGUGCUUCCAUCAGCACCACCACCUUCACCACCAAGGAAAAAAUCGGAGGACAGUUCCAGUUCAACUACAAGUGGUUCUGGGGAUAGUAUGAGUGGACGUCUGGGAGGCCUCUUCAGGAAGGUCAUUUCUCGGCCACAACCAUUGUUGCCAGAUCACUCUGAGAAAGCAUCAUCAGCCACCCCAGAACUGAAGAAACCUUGUAGCUUGCCACCUCCCACAACUAGGCCACCACCACCUGUGGAACAACGUUCGUCAGCAUUCCAGAGACCUUUGCCUCCCACACCUGAGGGAAAGAAAUUUCAGCUACCCAGUCCUGACAAAAGUCACAAUAUCACACCUCAUCAAACAACACCAGUAUCAUUCAGGCAAAUGCCAUGGUUCCAUAACAUUGACAGACAGAGAGCAGAAGAGCUGUUACGCAAUGGUGAGGAUGGAUGUUUUGUUGUAAGGCCAUCAACUCAGACAUCAAACCCUUUAACACUGACUCUGUGGUACAAAAACCGUAUUUUCAACAUUUGUAUCAGACAUAGAAAAGAUGGAAAAUAUGCUCUUGGCACUGAGAAAAUAAAUGAACAGAGCUUUGACUCCAUUGAAGAAAUGGUUACCAAUUACCAGUCUGAAAAACUUGUGCUGUACAGUGCAGGGGAAAGAGCAGGCAAGGUACUGCUGAGUAAUUCCCCAAGAAGAAGUUCAUGAAGAUUCUAGAUGUGAUGUUUGGCUCGUAGUCACAUGCCAAAGUGGCUUGUCAGCUGAAUACUUCAUGAUUUGAGUUUUCUUAUAUCAUUUACACAGUUAAUUCCUGGACAUUAUUUUAUAUGGGAUGACUGUGAAUACUGUAAUAUUGUAAAAAAUUGUCAGUAACUGUGAUAAUUCUGUAUAAAUACUACUACUGCAAUAUUUUGUUCUUAAAAAGCAAAAGUAUUCUCAAGUUAUGUUGUCUGUAGUUAUUAUAUAAUGUGAAAUCCAUUCAUUAUACAUAAAAUAAUAGUACUUUCACUGUGUAAUUAAAUAAUAUAUUUUGAGAAAUAAAGUUGUUAUUAAGUUAGAA
This is a messenger RNA of Schistocerca nitens (vagrant locust), 3803 nucleotides long. RefSeq lists its product as uncharacterized. NCBI's taxonomy places the organism in Eukaryota, Metazoa, Arthropoda, Insecta, Orthoptera, Acrididae. The record is from RefSeq and is a predicted model, not a curated record. Gene Ontology annotation, biological process: intracellular signal transduction; cell surface receptor protein tyrosine kinase signaling pathway. The coding region runs from base 416 to 3451 and encodes 1011 amino acids. The transcript has 20 exons.